Molecule: messenger RNA, 434 nt
Organism: Zonotrichia albicollis (white-throated sparrow)
Lineage: Eukaryota; Metazoa; Chordata; Aves; Passeriformes; Passerellidae
Source: RefSeq, a predicted model, not a curated record
UGAUGUUCCUCAAGAGAAUUUUGGGUUUCUUUGGGUCCAUCCUGGGGUUUUUGGGUGCACGUCGGGGUCGGUGACGGUGCCGAUGGUGGCGGUGAGGAUGAUGCCGGUGAGGAUGAUGCCGGUGAGGAUGAUGAAGGUGAGGAUGAUGACGGUGAGGACGAUGACGGUGACUGACCGGUGCCCCCCUCCCGUUGCAGGUCACCUGCGGGAAGCCCCCUCCCCCCUCAUGCUGCCUUCCCCACAGAUGCCGUUCCAGGGCCUGGUGCCUCAGUCGCCCCCUCAGCAAAACAUCCAGCCAAAAAAACAGGAGCUGCGGGCGGCGUCGGUGUCAGGAUUUGGGUUAGGAUUUGGGGUUUUUGGACCAUCCUAACCCCCAUUUCCCCGCAGGAGCUGCAGGCAGUGUCAGUAUCAGAAUUUGGGUCAGAAUUUGGGAU